GUCAUUUAUGUUCUUGCCCCUCUUCUAUGUUGUCUUUAAAAUAUUUUGUGAGAAUUUAAGAGUGAAAAAAUCCUUGUUACCGGGAAGAUAAAAGUUUGUUUAUGGAAUAAAAGAGAUUUAUUUAUUAAAUAAAAUCAAGUGUCUCUUUAACACUUACAAAAUAUGAAUAUUUUUCGUCUAGCCGGUGAUUUAUCGCACGUAGUUGCUGUUAUAAUCCUAUUGCUAAAAAUAUGGAAAACUCGUUCCUGCGCAGGAAUAUCGGGAAAAUCUCAAUUGCUAUUUGCAAUAGUAUAUUUAACGCGAUAUUUGGAUUUGUUUACAACGUAUGUUAGCCUCUAUAAUUCUAUCAUGAAGAUUUUAUUUUUGUCGGCAUCUGGAGCAACAUUAUACUUUAUGUAUGGCAAAUUUAGAGGAACAUACGAUCAUAAUCACGACACCUUUCGUAUCGAAUUCUUACUGAUUCCCUGUGGAUUAUUGUCUUUGGUCAUAAAUCACGAAUUCACUGUAAUGGAAAUCCUAUGGACCUUUUCUAUAUAUUUGGAGUCUGUAGCAAUUCUACCACAACUGUUUAUGGUUAGCAAAACUGGAGAAGCAGAAUCAAUUACUAGUCACUAUCUCUUCGCACUUGGUUCAUAUCGUGCAUUGUAUUUAUUGAAUUGGAUUCAUCGUUAUAUUGCAGAAUCACAUUAUGAUUUGAUAGCGAUAUUUGCAGGCAUAGUUCAAACAAUUUUAUACUGCGAUUUCUUCUAUCUAUACAUAACCAAAGUUCUAAAGGGGAAGAAACUACAACUACCGGCUUAGAAAACGAAAAUGUCUCAUGGUGCAGUGAGAAAUAAUUUAAAAUUUUUAUAAAACAAUUUCAUAUGUAAUAACUUUCACUUAUUUAAGAGUGCAUUUCAGAAUUGUACCUACAACUUCUAGAAGUUUAGCAUACAUACAUAUAAUAAUAAUUUUUACAUGAUAAAAAAUAA
Messenger RNA from Ceratitis capitata (Mediterranean fruit fly), 971 nucleotides. RefSeq names its product ER lumen protein-retaining receptor (gene KdelR). Gene Ontology annotation, biological process: endoplasmic reticulum to Golgi vesicle-mediated transport; protein retention in ER lumen. Lineage: Eukaryota; Metazoa; Arthropoda; Insecta; Diptera; Tephritidae. Gene Ontology annotation, molecular function: ER lumen protein retrieval receptor activity. The record is from RefSeq and is a predicted model, not a curated record. The coding region runs from base 163 to 801 and encodes 212 amino acids. Gene Ontology annotation, cellular component: membrane; cis-Golgi network; endoplasmic reticulum. The transcript has a single exon.